AUGGCUCAAUGGGUGCAUGCGUUACUGACAUGCAGGGAUCUGCAACACCUGGUCGGCGAUCUCCCAUUGGAUUUCGCAAGGCCUGAAGCCGAUUGGUUAGUAGUCACCGGCGUGCUGGCAUGCGAAGGUGUUAAUGUCUGCAAGAAGUCCUCUCCCUUCCGCACGAACAAAGAGCUACACAAGACGUAUACAGAUUCUUCUUCGUACGGAGGUGCUUAUGUCUGCAAGAUGUCCUCUCCCGUCCGUACGAACAAAGAGUUAUGCAUGCGUACCAUUACUCACGACAACUCUGGUACCGUACCACGACAACAAAAUAUCCUCUCGCACGAGGAGAUGGCGGAGGGGAGCGAUAUCUCCGUCCACGCUUGGCGAGCCGGCACAGCAUUCGAAUUCUGGGAUCGUACGGUCGAUAUCGAACAACCCCUCGACCGAGUACAUAUGAAUACGUAUGUCGGUCAGCUCGUUACCGAAUAUCAAGGCAUCUUAACGCUCCGAGCACUCGUACGAGCAUACCAGGAAGACUUCGAGGGAUGGACUACGUACCAGUUCGAGUAUACAUCACGACCAUUCAAACGUGCGAUGCUUAAGACACUCGAACGAAAAGGGUAUCACUUCCCGAGCGGUCUCACCCAAAACGAAAAGCUCGUCUACCCAUUAGACAACAAGGAGGCUGUCAGAGCACCUUAA
Messenger RNA from Truncatella angustata, 687 nucleotides. RefSeq lists its product as uncharacterized. The record is from RefSeq and is a predicted model, not a curated record. Lineage: Eukaryota; Fungi; Ascomycota; Sordariomycetes; Amphisphaeriales; Sporocadaceae. The transcript has 4 exons. The coding region runs from base 1 to 687 and encodes 228 amino acids.